This is a messenger RNA of Hibiscus syriacus, 6239 nucleotides long. RefSeq names its product protein TSS-like. The record is from RefSeq and is a predicted model, not a curated record. The transcript is spliced from 25 exons. The coding region runs from base 207 to 5651 and encodes 1814 amino acids. Gene Ontology annotation, biological process: organelle organization. Gene Ontology annotation, molecular function: protein binding. NCBI's taxonomy places the organism in Eukaryota, Viridiplantae, Streptophyta, Magnoliopsida, Malvales, Malvaceae. Gene Ontology annotation, cellular component: cytoplasm.
CUCUUAUAUCAUCUCUUUCUAAUCCCCCCACUGCGGUCGAAAGCUUCAAUGCGUAUGCCCUCUUCCUUAUCCCAAUAUCCCUGAGCUUACAUUCCUUUCCCACCUUUUAUUCCGCCCCGCCCCGCCCCUACAAGUCUCGCAAAAUCUUCUCUUCUGCUGCAGCUGUGCUCGUUGUAAAUAUCUAAGCUGAAAAAACUCGCGAAAAAAUGGCUCCAAGGAACAGCCGCGGAAAGGCCAAAGGGGAGAAGAAGAAGAAAGAAGAGAAAGUUCUUCCGGUGGUGAUGGACAUCACCGUGCACCUCCCAGAUGAAACUCGUGUUGUUCUCAAGGGGAUAUCAACAGACAGGAUCCUAGAUGUUCGUCGGCUACUAUCGGUGAAUACAGAGACCUGCAACAUCACAAAUUUCUCCUUAUCACAUGAGGUCAGAGGGCUGCGGUUAAAAGACACCGUCGACGUUUCGGUGCUCAAACCCUGCGUUCUAACCUUAACGGAAGAAGAGUACGAUGAAGAGAGCGCGGUGGGGCACAUUAGAAGGAUACUGGAUAUCGUGGCUUGCACCACGAGCUUUGGCUCAUCGGUCCCCGCCAAAAAUCAGCCGAAGUCCGAAGCCGGCAAGAAUGUGGCGGUUGCGCCGGAAAAAGGCGGUGCAGCGGCUAAGAAAAUCGUCUCCGGUUUGAAUAAGGAAUCAUCUCCGAAAUCUUCAACGAAGGACGCGCCGGUAGAUCCAGAAGGAGAGAUGAACCAUUCUUGUCCUAACCUCGGCACUUUCUUCGAGUUUUUUUCCCUCUGUCAUCUCACUUCUCCUCUUCAGUUUAUAAGGAGGGCAACGAAGCGGCAAGUUGAGGAGAUCUCACGUGACGAUCAUCUCUUCUCCCUUGAUGUUAAACUUUGCAAUGGAAAACUGGUUCACGUGGAAGCACGCCGGAAAGGUUUUUAUAGCGUUGGGAAGCAGCGGAUUCUUUGUCACAAUCUUGUUGAUUUGUUACGCCAACUUAGUAAAGCUUUUGAUAAGGCAUACAGCGAGCUCAUGAAAGCAUUUUCGGAACGUAACAAGUUUGGGAAUCUUCCUUAUGGCUUCAGAGCGAAUACCUGGCUUGUACCUCCAAUUGCAGCGCAAUCACCAUCGAAUUUCCCGCCUCUUCCUAUGGAGGAUGAAACGUGGGGUGGUAACGGAGGCGGUUUAGGAAGAGAUGGCAAAAGUGAUUCGAUACCUUGGGCCUAUGAGUUUUCAGUUAUAGCAUCUAUGCCCAGCAAGACAGCAGAGGAGAGACAAAUACGGGACAGGAAAGCAUUUCUUCUUCACAGCCUAUUUGUAGACUUGGCAAUUAUCAGAGCCAUCAAGGCUGUGAAGCAUGUAAUGGAGAAGCUGGAUCCCAGUUCAAUAAAACAUUGUGAAGCUUUGUACACUGAGAGAGUGGUUGAUUUGAAUAUUAUGGUAAUGAAAGAUGCUUCCAGUGCAAACAGUAAGGUGGACACUAAGAUUGAUGGAAUUCAAGCCACUGGAGUAGAUCGAACGAAUUUGCGAGAAAGAAACUUAUUGAAAGGGAUCACAGCUGAUGAAAACACGGUUGCACAUGACACUUCCACUCUUGGUGUACUAAAUGUGAGAUACUGUGGCUAUAUUGCCUUUGUGAAAGUUGAGGGGAGAGAGAAUGUGAAAAGCAGUCGACCAUCACAAAGCAUUGAACUUGAACAGCCUGAAGGCGGGGCCAAUGCCCUCAAUAAUAACAGUUUGAGAUUCCUCCUCCAUAAAGCAUUACCUUCAGAGCUUAAUAUUGCUUCUCCUCCACGAGUUUUGGAACAUGAAGAACUUAGUUCUCCCCAAGUUUCAAUAGAGAGACUGCUGGAAGAAAGUCUGACUAAGCUUGAGGAAGAGGAGCUCGAACAGAAACCUUUUGUGAGAUGGGAGCUAGGAGCCUGCUGGAUACAACACUUGCAGGACCAAAAUAGUACACAAAAAGAUAAAAAACCAUCUGGGGAGAAGCAUAACAAAGAGAUGAAGCUCGGGGGUCUUGGGACACCUCUUAGGUCCCUCAAAAACAAGAAAAAAUCAGAUGGCAAUAUAGGGUCUGGAAACUCAAACUCUCAUCCAGAUGAUCUUGAAAACGUUACAGCAGCUUCUAUAGAAUCGCAGCUUGAAACCAGUUCAAGAGAUGAUGAACUUGAGCUGAAGAAGAAAUUAUCUGAAGAGGCCUUUGCUCGACUAAAAAAAUCAGAGACUGGACUUCAUCGCAAGUCUUUACAGGAAUUAAUUGACUUGUCUCAGAAAUAUUACACUGAAGUUGCUCUUCCAAAACUGGUUGCGGAUUUUGGUUCUUUGGAACUCUCUCCAGUUGAUGGCCGAGCUCUGACUGAUUUUAUGCAUACUAGAGGUCUUCAGAUGCGUUCCCUUGGACAUGUUGUGAAGCUAUCAGAAAAGCUAUCACAUGUGCAGUCACUUUGUAUUCAUGAGAUGAUUGUUCGGGCAUUCAAGCAUAUUCUGCAGGCAGUGAUUGCCACUGUCGUUAAAACUGAUAAACUGGCUUUAUCAAUAGCUUCAGCACUGAACCUGAUGCUUGGAGUUCCUAGGAAUGGAGAACUACACAAGUCUUGCAAAAUCCAUUCCCUGGUGUGGAAGUGGUUGCAGGUCUUCUUGAUGAAGCGAUAUGAAUGGGAUAUUAGCAACUUAGACUUCAAAGACAUUAGAAAAUUUGCAAUUCUACGCGGAUUAUGCCAGAAGGUAGGAAUUGAGUUGGUUCCGAGGGAUUUUGACAUGGAUACUCCUAGCCCAUUCCAACCAUCAGAUGUUGUCAGCCUGGUUCCUGUGCAUAAGCAAGUGGCGUGCUCAUCUGCUGAUGGAAGACAACUUUUAGAAUCAUCUAAAACAGCCUUAGAUAAGGGAAAACUCGAAGAUGCAGUAACUUAUGGAUCAAAGGCUCUUUCUAAGCUAGUAGCAGUUUGUGGUCCAUAUCAUCGAAUGACAGCUGGAGCUUACAGCCUUCUUGCUGUAGUUUUAUAUCACACUGGAGACUUCAAUCAGGCCACAAUAUACCAGCAAAAAGCCUUGGAUAUCAAUGAGAGAGAACUCGGACUAGACCAUCCAGACACAAUGAAGAGUUAUGGAGAUCUUGCUGUCUUCUAUUACAGGCUUCAGCAUACAGAACUUGCUCUUAAAUAUGUAAAGCGAGCUCUGUAUCUUUUACAUCUUACUUGUGGGUCAUCUCAUCCAAAUACUGCUGCAACAUACAUAAAUGUAGCGAUGAUGGAAGAAGGCCUGGGCAACGUGCAUGUUGCCCUUAGAUAUCUUCACAAAGCUUUGAAGUGUAACCAAAGGUUGCUUGGUCCGGACCAUAUUCAGACAGCAGCAAGUUAUCAUGCUAUAGCAAUUGCGCUUUCAUUGAUGGAGGCAUACCCUUUGAGUGUCCAACACGAACAAACAACCUUGCACAUUCUCCGUGCAAAGCUGGGCCCAGAUGAUUUACGUACCCAGGAUGCUGCUGCAUGGCUUGAGUACUUUGAGGCCAAGGCAUUUGACCAGCAAGAAGCUGCUCGAAAUGGUACUAAAAAGCCAGAUGCAUCCAUAGCUAGCAAGGGCCAUUUAAGUGUAUCUGAUCUGCUCGACUACAUUAAUCCAAAUCAUGAUGCCAAAGGGAAAUAUGUUGCAGCAGGAAAGAGAAGAAGCUACAUUAUGAAGGUGAAAGAAAAACUCCAUCUUUCAAGUUGUGAGGCUUCAGCUAUUGAGGGUGAAAACAAGGCUUCAGAUGAAGAGACACGUGUAUAUGAACCAGAAGAUAAACCAGAUGCUGACCAAGUGGUGAGCUCUUUGCCAGUACAGUCUCAGGCUCCUGUUGCAGAAGAGACAACAGAGGCAAGACCGGACUUCGAUAAUCGCAUUCAAUCUGAAUCGCAUGCUGAAGGGGACGAAGGGUGGCAACACGUUCAAAGGCUAAGAGCAUCUGUCUCUCUGGGGAGGAGACUAAAGCAGAGACGAGCAACUAUAGGCAAGGUUUUCAGUUCACAGAAAAAGAACGUUGAUCCUGAUAUGGAACUUCCUCUAGUCAAUGCCAAUCAUCAAAAUACUAGGUAUUACCGUUUAAAGAAACGGAUAAUAUCUCAUGGAGGUCAUGUGGAGCAGCACACUAUUAAUCCCACCCAAGUUUCAAAGUUUGGAAGGAGAAUAAAUAGAACUGUUACAUACAGGGUUAAGUCCACUUCAUCUACUGAAAGUUCAACUGAAAUAUCUAGAAAUGGAGGUGAGGUGUUUAAUUCUCCUAGGGAUUUAGCUUCUACCUUAGCACCUAAUGAUCACUGUCCAAUCACAAAUUCUAUAGUCAGUCUUGGGAAAUCUCCUUCAUACCAGGAAAUAGCGUUGGCCCCUCCGGGUAGUAUCUCCAAAUUGCAUUUCAGGCCUGAAACUAAUUUUGUUGAUAACCCAGACUUCAACAUUGAAAAAUCUCGAGAGGAAAUGAAUGAAACAAAUGAAAACUUUGAGCAGUUGACUACGGGGAUGGAAAACAUAUAUGAAAAGAAGAGAGAGAACAAUUUACUGGAUUUAACAGAUACCCCAAAAGAGGAAAUCGUAGUUGAAAACAAGGAUGAAAAUAUGCCAACUGCUGUGAUGGAAGAUAACUCUUCUUUGACGGUGCCCAAGAGAGUGGAGGGACAAGACCUUGAAACCGGUCAUCAUGAGGUUCAUGAAGCUGUAGAGGAUGGCAUAUUCCUAAAAGGCAUGCCAGAUUCAAUUGAUUCUCCCAAAAAGGAACUCUGUGAGAAUGAUUUACCUGGAAGUUUUGAAACCCGCAGUAAUUCAAACUCCACAUUACAAGGGGUAGAAGAAUUGAAUGGCAAACCCUUAGUUCUAAAUUCUGAUAAUUGUCAGGGACUUGCUAAUAAAAAGUUGUCUGCAUCUGCAGCUCCUUUCAACCCAUCAACGUCCAUUUCACGUACUGCUCCACUCCUCUUGAACAUCACCCUUCCUCCUCCUAGACCUGUUCCGGCGGUAGCACCCUGGGCAGUUAACAUGCCUCUUCACUCUGCACUACCUACUGUCUUACCGAAUCCAAUAUGCUCCUCCCCUCAUCAUCCAUAUGCAUCACCUCCUCCAACUCCAAGCAUGAUGCAGUCUCUAUCCUUUAUAUAUCCAUCCUAUACUCAAUCCCAACCUGUACCAACAAUGACCUUUCCUGUAACUACCGCUCCUUUUCAUCCCAGUCAAUUCUCAUGGCAGUGCAAUGUGAACCCCCGUGUACCUGAGUUCAUUCCUGGAGCAGUUUGGCCUGGUCAUCCAAUGGAGUUCUCUGUACCAUCACCAAUUGUUGAGCACAUUUAUGAUCGGAUGUUGGAGCCGAAAGUGCAAGGUGAUGAUAUAAACCCAACUUCAGCGCCAAUGCUACCACUGGAUAUUAAUACUAUCGAAGAAGCUAAGAGAGACGUCAACAUUUCAGCAUCUGAGGCAAUAAAUAGUGUUAAGGAAGUAACUGGAGUUGGUUUGGAAAGCAUACAGGAAAAUGGUUGCUUGAAUCAAGAUAUGAUAGAUAACUCUGAGAACAUGCUGAGCCAAAUCACCAACCCACACAGUAUGGCUGAAGGCAAUGCUGAAAGGAAGACUGAUGGUGAGAAAACCUUCAGCAUUUUAGUAAGGGGUAGAAGAAACCGAAAGCAGACAUUGUGAAUGCCAAUCAGUUUACUUAGUCGACCAUAUGACUCACAAUCUUUUAAAGUUAUAUACAUCAGAGUCGUCAGGGGGAGUGAAUCUCCAAAAUCUACUGGCUUUUGUUCAAGUGAAAGUUGUACAUCUACUGCUACAUAGCUGAAAGCUCUAUUUCUUGCAAAGCAGGAUUGUCAGGAUCAGGGUAGAAGAAACGAACUUUGAUCAAUCAUACGAAAGGCAAAGGCAUAUCUUUUUUGCUUCAUGGUAACAAAUGGAAAUGCCCUUUGGAUUUAUGAUCUAAAUGCAGAUUCUGUAGAUUUGAAUUUCUUCUUGAUUCAGCUGAAAGUAUGAACAAGGAAAGAAGUGGCUUUUCAAAUCAGGUAUUGUCACUUCAGUUUCUUUAUGUGGUCUUUUUGCUGAUUAAAAAGUUGUGGAAAACCAUCUGAUUAAGUAGAGCGCUGUUGAAGUGACAAUUUUGGUGUAUACUUGAGUUAGGAUAUUUAUUAGAUCUUGGAUCACAGAAUAUUGAAGUCUGCUUUUAUCUUCUUUUAGUUUUUUGCCAUAUCAGUUGACAUAGAUAAUCCAUUUCUUUCAACUGUAUGACUUCAA